Molecule: messenger RNA, 1629 nt
Organism: Pungitius pungitius (ninespine stickleback)
Lineage: Eukaryota; Metazoa; Chordata; Actinopteri; Perciformes; Gasterosteidae
Gene: arl6ip5b
Product: ADP-ribosylation factor-like 6 interacting protein 5b
Exons: 3
Coding region: 131-706 (191 amino acids)
Biological process (GO): negative regulation of transport
Cellular component (GO): membrane
Source: RefSeq, a predicted model, not a curated record
GGCUGGCCGUUUGACUCCCUUCUUCCGGGCUCCGGCGGGUGAAUCAGCUGCUCUGUCAAAAUAUUACGCAACGCGAGUUGUGCUGUGCUGUGUUUAGUGUCCGUGCGUCGCCUCGCCACUCGCUGAAGACAUGACGGCCAAGAUGGAGCUGGCGCCCCUCAGGCCGUGGGACGAUUUCUGCCCCGGAAUGGACCGGUUUGCCAAACCCGAGUUCGGAGAUUUGACAAAGUGGAACAACCGAGUGAUCAGUAACCUGCUGUACUACCAGACCAAUUAUUUCGCCGUGGCCGUGGUGGUUUUCCUCAUUGUAGGGUUCCUGAACCCAUUUGGCAUGUUCCUGGGAGGAGCUGUGGUGACCCUGGUCUUCAUGGGUUCAGUGUGGGCCGGAGAGAACCAGGCCACAGUCAAGAACUUCAAAAGGAAGAACCCCACCCUGUUCGUCGUCGGAGUCAUGGCUGCCAGUUACUUUCUGCUGUCGCUGUGUGGCGGCGUCAUGGUCUUCAUCUUUGGAAUCACCUUCCCGUUGCUGUUGAUUCUGAUCCAUGCCUCUCUGAGACUGCGCAACAUGAAGAAUAGACUGGAGAACAAUAUUGAGGGUGUUGGGCUGAAGAAGACCCCCAUGGGAAUCAUCAUGGAUCUACUGGAUCAGCAGGAGGAGAAAAUGAGCAAGGUUCGGGAUUUCAUCGAGAGCAAACUGAAGGAGUGAGGCUCGACGUGUGCCAACGGAAGUCAUUGUGAUACAGAAUGAAUUAAAAUGUCCAUAGCACACUUAGCACACUAACCCUACCACCUAACCCUAACCCUGUGUUCAGUUUUUAUCCCAUCUAUACAUGAGUAACGGAUGUUUUGCUUCUUCGUUCUUUUAUUCUUUUUGGUUUUACUUUAAUGUAUCAUUCUUUUGUGUGACGUCACUCACAAGUGGAUGCCAAAACAUUUUAUCUUUAUUUUAAGUGUGUGGAUUAAGGCAAAGAGCACCAAAGGUUACCAAAGGUCAUUCCUGUGUCAAUUCAUUUUCUGAAAAACAAAUCAUUUCCUUUGUCCAGCAUGAAGACUGAGUAUUUAGUUUAGCAAUGCAAAGCAGAAUGUCACACACGUCGUCCAUUGCUGUUUUUACAUACUCAUUUGUUUGUUGCAAAGAGGAAGUUUGAUCAUUUCAGUUUGCUACCUCAAUAGAAGCAUGUUUUAUUCACCCCACACCAAGGUGACCACUGACAGCUUAUUAAGCAACAAUAAUGUCCAUUUUUGCCACAUCAGAAGCUGCAAGAAUACUGAUCUGAGAACAGGUUGCUUCUUGACUAAUCAUUGUGGAGUUUUAAUAUUCCUGACCAUACAGGCUGGCCUGACUGUAUUCCUCUAAACACGGCUAUGCAAUGUUAAAAAUGAAUGGCAAGUGCAGCUUUACUUUUUUUUCUGAAUGUGUUAUGACAUGUAAAUGUUUUUUAUUUCUUUAUUUUCAUAAUAUAGCAUGCAGAUUGUUAUGAAAUGGGCUACAGAAUAGGAAUCUGAAAAUAAUUAUGGCAAUGAGUAAAACCUAUUAUUUUUUAUUUGUUUCCUACUGUUUUCCCACUCACUGCUGGGAUCAAGACCCUUUCUAUUAGUAAAAAAAUAAAAUAAAAUCUGAAAUCUGUA